Rhea pennata is the source of this 2559-nucleotide messenger RNA. RefSeq names its product GRIP and coiled-coil domain containing 1 (gene GCC1). Lineage: Eukaryota; Metazoa; Chordata; Aves; Rheiformes; Rheidae. The transcript is spliced from 3 exons. The coding region runs from base 141 to 2492 and encodes 783 amino acids. Gene Ontology annotation, cellular component: Golgi apparatus. The record is from RefSeq and is a predicted model, not a curated record.
GAUGUCCCAACCGGGCUGGGCACCGUCCGGCGCAGGCCGCUCUGCGUGGCCCUGCCUGAGCCGGGGGCUGGACCGGGGGCUGGACCGGGCGCUCCCCAGAGGUCCCUGCCAGCUGCAGCCCUUCGAUUGCACAAGGCAUCAUGGAGAAGUUUGGCAUGAACUUUGGAGGUGGCCCAAGUAAAAAAGAUCUUCUAGAGACUAUUGAAUUGCAGAAAAAGCAGCUUCUUCAGUACCAGGCUCGGCUGAAGGAUGUUGUCAGAGCCUACAAGAGCUUACUCAAAGAAAAAGAGGCAUUGGAAGCUAGCUUGAAAGUAUUAUCUGUGUCUCAUGAGGCAGAUGUUGGCUUGAGUGGGGCUCACCCUGUAUCUGUGGCUAGCUCCAGCUCUUCCUUUGCCGAUUCUGCUGAUGACAGGAGUUCUGUUCACAGCGAGGAUAGCGGGGGAACAGCUACCAGUGCAGACACAGCUGCCAGUCUGGCCAGUACCAAAGGUGAACCAGGAACUGAGGAUGAUAAGGCUGCGGCUGCUCCCUCCUCUCUUAAAUCAGAGGAGACAAGUGGUUCAGAGAACGGCAUCAGCACAAGCAGUGGGGAUGUGCCAUCAUCUGCCGGUGAGAUUGAUAAAAGAGUGCUCCAGCUGAAGACUCAGCUGGCCACCUUGACUAGUGCUCUGUCCACAGUCACACAGGAGAAAUCCCGCAUGGAAGCUUCAUAUCAAGCAGACAAGAAGAAGAUGAAGCAGGACCUGGAUGAUGCCUUUAAGAAAGCAGAGGAUGAGAGAGACAAAUUGGAGACAGAGCUGAGGUCUGUCCAGGAACAGUUAGCGGAGACCAAAGCCCGUCUGAUCACCCAGCAGCAUGACCGAGCCCAAGAACAGAGUGACCAUGCUGUUAUGCUACGAGAGCUGCAGAAGCUGCUCCAGAGUGAGAGGACUUCACGCCAGGACGUAGAGCUAAAGCUGGAGGAGACCAGGGAGCUGUUGGCUGGGAGGGUAUGCAUGGCUGACCGUGCAGAGGGCUAUGAACUGCAGAUCAAGCAGCUGAGCCAGGAGGUAGAAGACCUGAGGAGAGAGCUGCAAGCUGUGCAGGAAGAGAACAACAAACCAGACCCACGGAUACAGGAUCUGCAGGAGGAGAUGGCCAAUCUCAAGAAUCACUUCCAAGUGCAGCUGUUGCAAGAGAUGAGAAAGACUGCACAGGCAGAGGAGCAGCUCCGCCAGCAUGCCCAGAUGGAGGAGCGGCGAGUGGCCGGUUUGGAGGGCCAGGUCUCCGAAGUGUCCGAACUACUUGGCGCUUACGAAAAAGCCAAGCAGAAAGACCAGACGAUCAUUCAGAAGCUGAAGGACCGCAUUGUGCAGUUAGACCUGGAGAACAAAACUCUGGCCAUUGCUGCGUCCAGCCGAUCUCCCGCUGAUAUUCACAUAGAGGAAACGAACCUUGACAUUAAUGUGCUAAAGGAUAAAAUGGAGAAGCUGAAGAAGCUACUUCAGGCAGCAGCUAAGAAGAGUCAGCCAGCACUGGACAUUGAGAAGCUGUGUGAGCUGGAGCUGCCGAAGGGCACUGAGACUGGGGACGGCGAGAAGGCCACUGCUUUGUACUAUCAGCAGGAGCUAAAGCAGCUGAAAGAAGAAUUUGAAAGGUAUAAGAUGAGGGCACAAGUGGUUCUCAAGAACAAGUCAGCCAAAGAUGGCAAUCUGGCUAAAGAACUGGAGGAAGCUCAAGAGCAGCUGGCUGAUCUGAAAGAGAAAUACGUUGUACUUCGGCUGUCUUCUGAAGAAAUGGAAAAGCAGCACCAGCAAGAUAUGGAAGCAAAGAAGCAAGAGUUGUCUCUGCUGCAGCAAAGUCACAGGCAGGAAUUAGAGCGAUGCCAGCUGGACUACAGGGAACAGACACUGAAGUUGGAGGAAGAAAUGCGCAAACAGCGAGACCGAGCACUGGCUGUCCUGGCAGAAAAGGACCAAGAGCUGGAGCAGCUGAGAUCUGUCACAUUGCCUUAUGGGCUUCAAGGACCCAAAAACUAUCUAGCAUCAGGGACUCAUGAUACCAGCAAUGACUCACCAGGUAAUGAUUCUUCAGAGAAUCUCCCCCAGGCUCUUCAUCUCGCUGCCACCAGCGAGCCCACCUUCUUCUUGUACGCAGAGCAGCUUGCUCGCAAAGAGGUGGAAAUUGUAGCACUGAGGAAGCAGAAGCAUAAACUGGAAAUGGAAGUUCAUCAGCUCCAAGAGAAGAUCCUGACUGAAGAGGAGAAGCACCGGGAAGAGGUGUCCAUGCUUCAGAACGAAAUCCAGAAGAAUUUCAGAGAUAAGAGCAGAGAGGGAGCCAACUUAGAAUACCUCAAGAACAUUGUCUAUAGAUUUUUGACGCUGCCAGAUUCUCUUGGUCGCCAGCAGACUUUAACUGCUAUAUUAACUAUUCUGCAUUUCAGCCCGGAAGAAAAGCAAACUAUUACAAAACAGUCAGCUUACAGUAGCUGGUGGCUUUCUGGGAAGAGAUGAGAUGGUAGUUUUUACUCAUAGCUGCUUUUCUAUAAUAACAUGUUUCUGAUUAUUAUCUAAGACCAAA